AUGCUUAACCAAGAGGAACUUACCAGAAGUUCUUUGACAGAAGUGAUGCAAGAACGCGGCAUGGCGAAUCCUGUACGAAAUUGUGCUGGUGGACGAAAUGCCUGCAUCCGAAAGGCUGUCAUCCCCAAUGAUCAGCUGAGUGUCGCUACUCAUAAACAUUUGGUUGGAGUCAUAGAGUCUUUCGAAAAGUUGACUUGCAGAGCGAAAGCUCUAAGACGGCUGCAGUCAAAUAUCAAGGCUGGUUGGGCCGUCGACCACGAGCGCUUGGCUCUAUUAUGGGAGAGUAUUAAGAUGCAGACGGCUGAACUGCUGCGCCUCACCAGUGCCAUGCAGUCAAGGAUUGCAAAUGUCCCUGAACCAGAAGUGUCUCUCGGAGAGCCGAAUACAUGUGAGCACCCAUUGUCGCGACUUCAUUCACAAAGUCCUGAACUGGAAAAUUUGCAAAAGAACGUUGCCGAAGCAAACGUCGUGUGUCGAGAAAUGCACGCGAUUGCUACGCAA
Messenger RNA from Strongylus vulgaris, 501 nucleotides. The record is from the annotation of a GenBank genome assembly. Lineage: Eukaryota; Metazoa; Nematoda; Chromadorea; Rhabditida; Strongylidae.